AUGGCUCCGGAGGUCCGGUUCUCCUGGCUCUGCUGCAUACUGGUCCUACUGGGACUCCCUGGCGCUCGGACCUCGUUCCCCCGCGGGAGCCCGGACUGCGGUCCGGGGAAGUCCGCCGACUGUCCUCCAGACCUGUCGGACAAGAAGAGCGACCUGCGUGUUUGUGAAGCCGGGACGUGUCGUUUCGGAGGAACGUGCCGUGAGAACGUUGACAACAUCAAGUGCGUCUGUCAGUUCCGCUGCAGUACGAAGUACGUCCCCGUCUGCGGCUCCAACGGAGACACGUACCAGAACGAGUGCUUCCUGAGGAGAGCCGCCUGCAAGAAGCAGAGGGCCAUCAGCAUUGUGUCGGAGAGAGCCUGUUACCAUGACGGGGGUUCUGGAUCCGGAGACGGAGAUGAUGAAGGCUCCGGUCGAGGAAAGAAGGUCUCCAAAUGUAGGAACUGCAGGUUUGGAGCCGAAUGUGACGAAGACUCUGAGGACCUGCUCUGCAUGUGUAACAUCCUGUGUAAUGGACACAACGACAACCCGGUGUGCGGCAGCGACGGCGUCACCUACGACACGCCGUGCCACGUCCGCGAGGCGUCCUGCCACAAACAGCUGAAGAUCGACAUCAAACACGUGGGCCGUUGCCAAGAUAAAACCAGGAAGGACGACGGCUCCAAGUCCAAACCGGACAUCUAUGCCGUGUCGAAGCCUGACGAGGGGGACGGGUCUGUGGAGGACCCUGAACCCUGUCCCGAGGACUACGCGGAGUUCUGUGAACACGGACAGUGUGAGCUGAGACACAAACUGCCCACGUGCAGGUGCGAGGCUGCGUACGGCGGCCCUCAGUGUGACCAGCUCCUGGACUUUAACAUCCUCUACGUGGUCCCCAGCGGUCAGAAGCUGCACUACGUUCUCAUCGCCGCCAUCAUCGGAGCGGUUCAGAUCGCCGUCAUCGUCGCCGUGGUGAUGUGCUUCACCAGGAGGUGCAACAAGUCGAAGCGUGGCCGCAGGCAGAAGCAGCACCUGGGACACUUCCCGUCGGGGACAUCGUCUCGGAUGAUGUAGUCCUCCGUCCUCAUGGUGUUUUUAUAGAACCGUCUCAGUUUUGGUACCGCAGACAGACUGCAGUUUUAUAAUCCAAGUUUGGUGCCUCUUUAUUAUUUCUCCCUUUUUCUAAAUGUAUCAUUUGUUACUUAAAGAGGCCUUAUUUUCACACGCCCCUCAGGUUCUGUUUUGUUUUUGUGGACCUGCUGCCGUCCUCUCCGACUCCGAACACUGUGGAUCCAACAGGAAGCAGAACCUUUAUUUAUCUGAUUGUAUCAUGUCUUUGCACCGUCCACAGCUGGACUCGCACGUCUCCGUCCUCACCCUGAGAGACGAACACAGACUCAGAUUUUUUCGAGUUUCUUUGGUUUUCCUCCAGAAUCGUGUUUCAGACGUCGUGCGGCAUCAAGUUAGAGCAAACGCCGAGGAGGGAAAUCUCAGAUGAGGGAGUUUAAAAUGUUACCAACUUGUAUUUCUGCCUGUAAAAACAGUUUUGACUCGUCAUUUAAAAGCUGAAUUUAUUCGAGGCUUUAGUUUCAGCUGCUUCUGUUUUUUUUUUCCAGGGAUGCUCCGUCU
Messenger RNA from Nematolebias whitei (Rio pearlfish), 1608 nucleotides. Its product is annotated as tomoregulin-1. Lineage: Eukaryota; Metazoa; Chordata; Actinopteri; Cyprinodontiformes; Rivulidae. Gene Ontology annotation, molecular function: protein binding. The record is from RefSeq and is a predicted model, not a curated record. Bases 1 to 1053 code for a protein of 350 amino acids. The transcript is spliced from 10 exons.